AUGCUUAUUGCAGUCACCAUAACUGAUGAGGGAUACACAAACUCCUGUGUCCAAAGCAUCUUGAAGGACACUAACUUCUGCAGAGAAACUCUUAGGGUGGAGAACACUUCUCCAGUCUUCAGGGUGUGGUCAAAACAGGACGUGCUAGCGCCAGCUCAGCUCGUGGUGAGGCCUGAGCACUGCUGGGGGACGGGACCGAGCGAGCGGUCAGGCCACGUGGGCUCCAGCACAGCCCAGCGGCUUCGGGGCGACCCGGAGCUCAGCCCGCUGUCCCCCGGGCGGUCAGGGGGCGGCGGGGGGCUCCGACUACAGAGCCAAAGCCGGGCGCCGGGGCGGGCCGCGCGUGACGCACUUCCGUCCUGCGCCUUCCGGCUUAAAGGGGCCCCGGACCUUCCUCGCAACAACAAAACCAGCGCGCUCGCGCCGGGACCCUGGGCUUCUAGUCCCCGCCCUCCUGCCACCUGCCGCCGCCUUGGCCGCGCCCGGCUCUGCGCCGCGCUGCCGUGUCCCGCCCGAGGGGUCAGGCGGAGAGCGGACCGCGCCCUUUGGCCAACUUCUCCCGCGGCCGCCGCGCCGCCUCGCGAGACCCGGGGCCGGGUUGUGGCCGCCGCGGAGCAGCAGGAAGGGAGCGGCCGCCGCGGAGGACGCCCGGUGGGACUGUGCGGACGGCGGCCCUGUUCGGGCGCGGAGGGCGGCGGUGGCGGGCCCCGCGGCCUUCUUUCAGUCCGCAGUCCGGAGCCCGGCGGAGCCCGGACCUGGCGGGGAAAGCUGCACCCACGGCCGGGUCCCCGGACCCCGCCGCCGCCACUGUCCAUCAUCCUUGGUACCGGCAAUGGCCUUUGUAUCGCCCGAUGCACUUGUGACUGA
Messenger RNA from Lutra lutra (Eurasian river otter), 867 nucleotides. RefSeq names its product translation initiation factor IF-2-like. The transcript has 3 exons. NCBI's taxonomy places the organism in Eukaryota, Metazoa, Chordata, Mammalia, Carnivora, Mustelidae. The record is from RefSeq and is a predicted model, not a curated record. The coding region runs from base 1 to 867 and encodes 288 amino acids.